AUUUGGGUUAAAGAUGAUAUUUUUGCUACUAUUGGUCCUGCUUUUGGGAGUUUUGGCUAGAGCAAAUCAAUGUAGAGAUUGAUUACAGAAUACAGGAUCGGUUUAUUGAGUAAAUCCGUCUCCAAAAUGAUACGCAGCGGGAGAAACGUUAGGUUCUAGCUUCAAUUGUACUAAUGAAGAAGGGAUUGAUUAUAGAUCUCAGUAUCUCUUUUGCAACCCAGAUACAGAAUGAGGGGAUCAGUUCUUUGAAGUCAGCCAAAGUAAUAAAUCCAAACAGAUACAGAUGCAAGGGAUUCCUAAAGAUGGACUGUGAUGGUACAAGAUCGAUACUACGGAUGAUAUCACCAAUAAACUCCAAGUGAUAGUUACAUCAGCUGAAGACGUGAACAUCAUGUUCUUCUCAGAGAAAUCAUCAAGGAAUUAUAUUUUCGUUGAGAAUCUUUACACAGGGUCUAUCUUUUACAGAACAGCUGAUAGAAACACAAGUUUUUACAUAUUAGUGAUUCCUGCUAGCAGCAAUUCAAGAGCUUCAUUUUAUCUUGAGGGAAGUUUCGAAGUCAUGGCUCCAGCAGAUUCUCCAGAUGAAACAGACCAAAUAGAUGAGCAAAAGAAAAAGCCAAUAAUGCUGAUUCUGAUCCUUGUCGCUUGAAUCAUUAUUAUCGCAACUUUAGUAUUCAGGUUCAUCGCUAAGAAACAGAAAUCAGAAUCCCCAGAAAUUUCUGUUAUUCAAAAUAUGGAUGGCCCUAGACCAGACUCAGUUGAGCUUGAGGAUCAGCCAAUUUAGCAUCAUAAAAUA
This is a messenger RNA of Moneuplotes crassus, 796 nucleotides long. NCBI's taxonomy places the organism in Eukaryota, Ciliophora, Spirotrichea, Euplotida, Euplotidae. The record is from the annotation of a GenBank genome assembly.